This is a messenger RNA of Bactrocera tryoni, 3116 nucleotides long. RefSeq names its product protein neuralized (gene neur). Bases 741 to 2969 code for a protein of 742 amino acids. NCBI's taxonomy places the organism in Eukaryota, Metazoa, Arthropoda, Insecta, Diptera, Tephritidae. The transcript is spliced from 3 exons. The record is from RefSeq and is a predicted model, not a curated record. Gene Ontology annotation, molecular function: ubiquitin protein ligase activity.
UUCGGUCGUUGGCUAGCAGCUUGCAUGCUCGUUCGGUUUUCUUUUUUGACUUGCUUGCUUGCGGUUAUAAGCUAUGUACGCUAGUUAGUUUGCGCUGUUAGCAACUUCUUUUCCUUAGAAGCAUACUCACUGCGGCUAAAGCGCAUUGUUGUUGCUGCAUAUCGCCAAAUAGCUUUUGUGUUGUACUUGUGUCGGUUAAAGUUUAUAAUAAUUGCUUCCGCUCAGACGCAUAUAAACUUUUGCGUUUCAAACAGGAAGCCGUAAACCAUCAUUAAAAACUACGAAUAUAAUAUAAGGAGUUUGAGAAGCGUCUCGUUAAAAUAACUUUCAGCGGAAAAACGACAUUGUUAAUGAAAAGAUGUGUAUAAUGUUGAAAAGCUUUAACACAAAAGCAUAACAAUUCAAAGUUAAAGAAAACUGCAUAAAAACUAAAAAAUUCAAAAAUUGUGUGAACUAAAACAAAUUUAUAUAAAAUAAGGAUGUUAAACUACAUUGAAAGCCAAACAAUUAAAUAAAAUGUUUUGACAAAAACUUAAAACAGGCAAAUAAUCAACAUUUAUUGUUGCUGUUGUUAUUUUAGUGUUUAUACCCAAAGUAACUUGCAUACCAAACCGUCGUUACGACCCAGAUUAUUUAAUCCAAUAAUUAAUUUUUGUUUUAACACAAAUUUAAACGUUUUGCAACUUGCCACCAAAGUUAAUUAAUUAUUUGCUAUAUACUAAACUGAAAAAAAUCACGCCAUGGGUUUAUCGGAAAAUCAAGCCAAUAGCUAUAUGCCAACUAGCACAGGACCUGGUGGUCAAGUUGUCGUCAUGGAGUGCCCAAACCAUCGCAUCUCCAACAAAAAGCUGCAUAUCUUGAAGAAGAUCAAGAAGCGUUUCGGACUAGUUCGUCGCUCACCAUCCUCCUGCCCGGGUCCCAACAACUUGCCACCCCUCCAGUUCCACACCGUACACGGCGACAACAUACGGAUAUCACGCGACGGCACUUUGGCGCGUCGGUUCGAAAGUUUCUGCCGUGCAAUCACUUUCUCAGCACGACCGGUACGCAUCAAUGAGCGCAUUUGUGUGCGUUUCUCAGAAAUUUCGAACAAUUGGAAUGGCGGCAUACGUUUCGGUUUCACCAGCAAUGAUCCGGCCACACUGGAGGGUGCGCUGCCUAAGUACGCGUGUCCCGACUUAACGAAUCGUCCCGGUUUCUGGGCGAAAGCGCUGCACGAACAGUAUUGCGAAAAGGAUAACAUACUUUAUUACUACGUCAAUUCGGCUGGGGAUGUGAUCUACGGCAUCAAUAACGUGGAGAAGGGUGUCAUAUUGAGCGGCAUCGAUACGCGUGGCUUACUCUGGACUUUGGUGGACAUCUAUGGCAAUUGCACUGCGAUUGAAUUCUUAGAUGCCCGUGUCUAUAUGUAUCAACAGAGCGGUAAUGGACUCGUGGCCGCCGGUGUAGCAUUACCUGCCGGCAAUGGUGGUGUUAUUGGUGCUGGUGGCACAUUGCCUGGUCCACAAAUUCCACUGAAUCCACAUCACCCACAUCAGCAAUCGCGUCGCUCAUUGCCAGCAGUCGAGCAGGAUUUGGAUCGUCAUGUCUUGCCUUCAAUGCAAUCUCUGAACAUCUCCAUGGAACAAAUGCCGUUUGCACAAGAUAUGGCCAAUGGUCUGCCACCGUUACGUUACAAUGCCAACGGCCGCCUUAUACCGGUACCCUUUCACAUCACCAAAGGCCGCAAUGUGCGUCUCUCCAUGGAUCGCUUCAUAGCGUCACGCACAGAGAAUGACUUCUGCCAGGGUUAUGUGUUCACAGCGCGUCCCAUACGCAUCGGCGAGAAGGUGAUUGUACAAAUACUUAAAACCGAACAAAUGUACUUGGGCGCAUUGGCGCUGGGCCUUACCUCUUGUAAUCCGGCGGGACUGCAACCCUCCGACCUACCCAACGAUUCUGAUUUUCUGCUCGAUCGUCCCGAGUAUUGGGUGGUGAGCAAGGAUAUCGCCUCACAACCACAACGUGGUGACGAGAUCGCCUUUUUUGUCGCGCCCAAUGGUGAGGUGACCAUUAGCAAAAACAAUGGUCCGGCUGUUGUUGUCAUGCAUGUCGAUCAAUCGCUGCAGCUGUGGGCUUUCCUCGAUGUUUACGGCUCCACACAGUCGGUGCGCAUGUUCCGCCAACAGCUGCCCAAUAUGAUUAAUUAUCCACAACAGCCGCUCUCCGCCGCACCGUCGACACAACGCCUGCCACAACACGGCAAUAUGUCAAUUGCUGAAUCGAUGAAUAGUCUGAACAGUCAAAUGUCUGAAUCGCGCAAAAUGUUGCACACGUCUGCACUCACUGUGGCAUCACACAAUACCAUGAACAGCUCAGCGGCGACACUAGCCUCCAUCACGGCCAAUGCGGCGAUAGCGGCUCAAACUCAUUGUAAUGUACCUGCAGCGACGGUGUCGACGGUCACGCCCGUCACCAAAACUAAUGGCAAUACCACGGCGACGGCAACCGGUCACAUGAUCAGUAUGCCAUCAAGUGGUGAUCUCAUACAAAUUCAGCCGAACGGUGGCGGUACUGUAUUGGUUGUGAAUUUGCCACCUGCGAACUCGACACACGAACUGAAUAGUGUGAGUGGUAGCGGUAAUGGUGUGAGCGCGACAAGGCAACCAACAUCGGGUGUACUGGCUGGCGCUUGUUCGACAACGAUGACCAAUAAUCAGUACAUUGAGCCUGUGACCUCGUUGAACGGUUGCAAUUCCACUCAGGAGAUGAAUAAAUGGAAAGACACCGUCGACCACAGUGGCAAUAGCAGCGCUGGCGCUGAAUGCACAAUCUGCUACGAAAAUCAAAUCGACUCGGUGCUCUAUAUGUGCGGACACAUGUGCAUGUGUUACGACUGCGCUAUCGAACAAUGGCGUGGCGUCGGCGGCGGUCAGUGUCCACUGUGUAGAGCCGUCAUACGUGAUGUUAUACGUACGUAUACCACGUGAACGGCACAGUGAGGCACACCAAAAUAGUAAUACAAAAAAUUAACCUGAAAACAGGUGAAAUGGAAUGCAACAACCUACGCUAAUGCCAAAUGUAGAGCCGAUUUUUUAAAUUAACAAUUUCGCGUUGCAACAAAGCGUUAGAUUAUU